This is a messenger RNA of Rhineura floridana, 2268 nucleotides long. RefSeq names its product vomeronasal type-2 receptor 26-like. Bases 1 to 2268 code for a protein of 755 amino acids. Gene Ontology annotation, biological process: G protein-coupled receptor signaling pathway. Gene Ontology annotation, molecular function: G protein-coupled receptor activity. The transcript has 6 exons. Gene Ontology annotation, cellular component: membrane. The record is from RefSeq and is a predicted model, not a curated record. Lineage: Eukaryota; Metazoa; Chordata; Lepidosauria; Squamata; Rhineuridae.
AUGUCAGCAGUCAUUGGAGGGCUUAAAUCUGAAGCUUCUAUUCAGAUAGCCACCAUCUUAGGUCUCUACCAGAUCCCACAGCUCACUUAUGGCACAUUUCACCCAGUACUGAGUGAUAAAACGCAGUUCCCUUUUACCUACCAAAUGGUCCCAAAUGAAAUUAUUCAGUAUGAGGGGAUAGUGCAUUUGAUUAAAUAUUUCAGAUGGACAUGGAUUGGCAUUGUUGUUUCCGAUGAUGACAGUGGAGAAGAGUUUGUGCAAAGCUUGAAACCUAUGCUCAGUAAUCAUGGUCUCUGUGUUGCCUUCACAGAGAAGGUGCCAUUAAUCCUUUUCCAGUCCUCUAGUGGAUCAACAUUUAAUAUAUUUUCUAAGGGAAACAUUCUGUCAAUUCUUAGUAAGAGCAAAGCAAAUGUGAUUGUUGCACAUGGGGACACUUACUCCAUGCAAGGUUUACAAGUCAUGUUGUAUACUGAAGAUUACUUAGGAUGCAAACCCAAAGAGAAAGUUUGGAUCACCACAGCCCAGUGUGACUUCACCUCAAGUAUUAUUUUGAGUGGCUGGAACCUGAAAUACUUCCAUGGCUCCUUCUCCAUGACAAUCCAUGGAAAUGAUGUGCCGGGGUUUCAGAGUUUUCUUGAGACAUAUGACCCUCGCCAGCACCAAAAAAGUUCAUUUAUGCAACAGUUCUGGGAUGCUGCAUUUGAAUGCAGCAUCCAAAAUCCCCACGACAGCAUUCCAAAUAAAAAAAGUUGUACAGGCCAGGAGAAGCUGAAUAGUCUUCCUGGAACUGUUUUUGAAAUGAACAUGUCUGGCCAGAGCUACAGUAUCUACAAUGCAGUCUACAUCUUGGCACAUGCUUUACAUGCUGUUCACUCACAAGGACAAACAGUGAUGGCAAAUGCCAACAGACUGGAUCGUCAGGCAGUGCUGCCAUGGAAGUUCCAUUCAUUUCUGAGAAAAAUUCAUUUCAACAACAGUGCUGGGGUUGAGGUAUUCUUCAGUGGAAAUAGGGAAUUGUCUAGUGGAUCAUAUGACAUUGUAAACUUAGUUGCUUUCCCAAAUAAAUCCUUCAUCCGAGAAAGAGUUGGGAUGGAGGAUUUGCAACCUUCCUCCAACCAAAGGUUUACCAUUAAGAAAGAGGCCAUUAUAUGGCCCAACAGUUUCAACCAGACAUUGCCCCAUUCGAUGUGCACUGACAGAUGCUCCCCAGGAUACCACAGAAAUGUUCAUGACGGAGAACCAUCUUGCUGCUAUGAUUGUUUCCAGUGUCCAAAAGGGACCAUUUCAAACCAGACAGAUGCAUACCAGUGUGACAAAUGCCAAGUGGAUGAACAUCCAAACAAGAAACAAAACAGAUGUAUCCCCAAAGUUAUAACUUUUCUAGCCUAUGAUGAGCCAUUGGGGAUCAGUUUGGCUUCUGCUGCACUUUCUUUUGCUCUCCUCGCAGCCCUGGUGCUUGGAAUCUUCAUUAAACACCAGGAUACACCAAUCGUCAAAGCCAACAACCAAGAUCUUUCCUACCUGCUGUUAAUCUCCCUCUUGCUCUGCUUUCUGUGUUCCUUGCUGUUCAUUGGACAACCCAAAAAGAUGACCUGCCUUCUUCGGCAAGCUACUUUUGGAAUCAGUUUUUCUCUUGCACUUUCUUGUGUGUUGGCUAAAACUAUCACUGUGGUUGUGGCAUUUAUGGCCAGACGCCCUGGAAGCAAGAUAAGGAAAUGGGUGGGCAAAAGACUAUCAAAUUGCAUCAUUUUUAUGUGUGUUCUCAUUCAAGUUGGCAUUUGUACCAUUUGGCUAUUCACCUCUCCCCCUUUCCCAGAUCUUGAUAUGGUCUCACAGCCUGGACAGAUUGUAGUACAAUGCAAUGAAGGUUCAAACACCAUGUUUUACGCUGUCCUAGGCUACAUGGGCUUUCAAGCCUGUGUCAGUUUUGCAGUAGCCUUCCUAGCCAGGAAACUGCCAGACAGUUUCAAUGAAGCCAAGUUUAUCACCUUCAGCAUGUUGGUGUUCUGCAGUGUCUGGGUAUCCUUCAUCCCAGCCUAUCUGAGCACCAUUGGCAAAUACAUGGUGGCUGUGGAGAUUUUCUCCAUUUUGGCCUCCAAUGCUGGGUUGCUGAGUUGCAUUUUUGCUCCUAAAAUUUACAUUAUUUUAUUGAAGCCCAAGCAAAACAGCCAGCUAGGCUUAAGGAUUUCUUCUGUAGCAGAAGUUAUACCCUGUUCACAAUUCCAGCCCAAAGAGACAGAAUCUAGCACUCUUCUGUAUAGUCCCUGA